UCCAUUAAACGGGGCGGCACACCCAAUUCUGCAUAUAAACCAGGGGUGCAGAUUAACCCCUUUCAUCAUCAGGAUCAUACAGCAACCAUGAUUUCUCUGGUCUUUGUUCUGCUCAUUGGAGCCGCUUUUGCCACGGAGGACGACAAGAUCGUUGGAGGGUAUGAGUGCAAGGCCUACUCCCAGCCCCACCAGGUGUCUCUGAACUCUGGGUACCACUUCUGUGGUGGCUCCUUGGUCAAUGAGAACUGGGUUGUGUCUGCAGCUCACUGCUACAAGUCUCGUGUGGAGGUGCGUCUGGGCGAGCAUAACAUCCAGGUGACUGAGGGUAACGAGCAGUUCAUCUCUUCUUCCCACGUCAUCCCUCACCCCAACUACAGCUCCUAUAACAUCAACAAUGACAUCAUGCUGAUCAAGCUGAGCAAGCCCGCCACCCUCAACACCUUCGUGCAGCCUGUUGCUCUGCCCAGCAGCUGUGCCCCCGCUGGCACCAUGUGUACCGUCUCUGGAUGGGGCAACACCAUGAGCUCCACUGCUGACAGCGACAAGCUGCAGUGCCUGAACAUCCCCAUCCUGUCCUACAGCGACUGUAACAACUCCUACCCUGGCAUGAUCACCAACGCCAUGUUCUGUGCUGGAUACCUGGAGGGAGGCAAGGACUCUUGCCAGGGUGACUCCGGUGGCCCAGUGGUGUGCAACGGUGAGCUCCAGGGUGUUGUGUCCUGGGGUUACGGCUGUGCCGAGCCCGGUAACCCCGGUGUCUACGCCAAGGUGUGCAUCUUCAACGACUGGCUGACCAGCACCAUGGCCACCUACUAAAUCUGCUUGGUCGUCCAGUACAUUCGCACAACUCUACAACAUCCCGUUCCACAUCAACAUACAUCUUUUGUACAGGAGAUUAUACAUUAUUUAUGUUUAUGAUAAAUAAAGCAUUUAACACUAAA
Messenger RNA from Oncorhynchus mykiss (rainbow trout), 941 nucleotides. Its product is annotated as trypsin-2. The record is from RefSeq and is a predicted model, not a curated record. NCBI's taxonomy places the organism in Eukaryota, Metazoa, Chordata, Actinopteri, Salmoniformes, Salmonidae. Gene Ontology annotation, molecular function: serine-type endopeptidase activity. Gene Ontology annotation, biological process: proteolysis.